UGUCGGCUCUUUAAUAACACAAGAAACCACUACAACAUUUAGACUCAGAUAAAAACUAAAUGGUGUCCUGAUCACAAGGGGGACGUUAAAACUUCAUUUUCUAUUUUUUUUAUUUUACUGGCGAUAAAAUUUUUGAUCUCGACAAAUUGUCUAAUCAGACGAACCCACGCAGAACCUUAAUGAUAUAACAGCAGCUGUAAAUAAUUUUGACAAAAAAGAUGAAAUUAUUCAAGUCAUUAUAUAAAAAAGAAUUAAAGAAAAAUCAGGCGAGGCGACGUAGCGGCGCUCGCCGCAGGUGGAACCCGGGACCGGCUGCACCGCCGCGCUGCUCGGGAGGAUUGAAUUCUGCGAAGUGACGGGAAGCGCUGUCGGUCGUGAGUGAGGACCAGUCCAUCUUUGAGCCGUCCUACGGACACAUGAAGGGUGAGAUGACGUCACCUGGGGGAUUCACUCAGAGCUCCAAAGAGAGCCCGGAACCUGCAGAGCCGGAGUGGGGGGCCGCGGGGGGCGCGGGGGGCAGGAACCCUGUGAAGAGGGAGGGCGAGCAUGUGAAUGGCUCCAGCUGUGAGAGCAGGGAGUCCCCGGUGGACUGCAGUGUUUCUAAGAGAUCCCGGGAGGUGAGCAGCGGCGAGGGGGGCCAGAUGGCCUACCAGGCCUCGUACCCGGAGCCGCGAGCCAGCCCCCAGACAGCUGCACCCCCCAACAGCACCACAGACGAGAAGAGGGUCAUAGUACCUGCAGACCCGGAGGUGUGGACGCAGGACCACGUGCGGCAGUGGGUGGAGUGGGCCAUUAAGGAGUACGGGCUGCUGGAUGUGGACGUGUGCCUCUUCCAGGCAGUGGACGGCAAAGCGCUUUGCAAGAUGACCAAGGAGGACGUGAUGCGGCUCACCUCCGCCUACAACACCGAUGUCCUGCUCUCCCACCUCAACUACCUGCGGCAGAGCAGCCCAACCUUCUACCCCACGACCCCAACCAGUGCAGCGCAGCAGCCCCGCCUACAGGUCAAAGCAGAGAACAGCUUUGAUGACAUCAGCAGGAGGAGCAGCUGGUCAGCAACAGCUUUACCUGCUGUCCCCAAAGGGUCCCCUAUAGAGCACCAGCACAGCAGAACCACUGAGGCUCCACCGAGACAUGUGCCAGAUCCAUACCAGGCACUAGGACCCCUCAGCAGCCGAUUGGCUAAUCCAGACUCCCCUCCUCUCCUUACCAAGAGCCGAACAGCCAAUCAUAAUGCACACAAGCUGCCCGACUCCAGCCCGCAUAGGAUUGUGGGCUCUGGGCAGAUCCAGCUGUGGCAGUUCCUGCUGGAGCUGCUGUCAGACAGCAGCAACGCUGCCAUCAUCACCUGGGAGGGCACCAACGGCGAGUUCAAGAUGACGGACCCGGACGAGGUGGCCAAACGCUGGGGUGAGCGCAAGAGCAAGCCCAACAUGAACUACGACAAGCUGAGCCGCGCCCUGCGCUACUACUACGACAAGAACAUCAUGACCAAGGUGCACGGCAAGCGCUACGCCUACAAGUUCGACUUCCAGGGCAUCUCACAGGCACACCAGAGCCACGGCAGCGAGGCCGGCGUGCUCAAGUACCAGGGCGAGCUUCCCUAUGUGCAGCCCUACCACAGCCACCAGCCCAAACUCAACUUCAUGGGCACGCACGGCGCCCCCAUGCCCGUCUCCUCGGGGAACUUCUUUGGGUCUCCGUCCACAUACUGGAACUCUGCCAGCAGCACCAUGUACCCCAGCGGCACCAUGCCCCGCCCAGCAACACACUCGCACCUAAGCUCCUACUACUGAUGCCCCGCCCACACACCCGCAUCCAGUGACUGCACCUCUUCAGUAGCCGUGUGACGCAGGGCACCAAAGGAAGCCACAGUAUCGUUCCUGUCGGCCUCGCUGCGGUGAACAGCAUGCUGGGAACUCAAACCACUGCUCCAAAGUGCUGAUUCACCAACACUGCUGAGGGGCUCAGAGCCAGACAGCUGGGUGAUUCACAGCAGGUUCUUCCCCAUGAAAACACAGAAGCCUGCAAGGCAGUGUUUUGGACUGUAAAUACGUCUUCAGCAGCCUGCAUUAGAUGUGUGGUGAGAUAUGUUACAUAAGUUAUUCAGUUCUCUCUGGAUUCAGUUACAGACUGAAAAUAAUGACCAUAUAUUGUCUUAUCAAAUAAUCAAACCUUUCCACACCGCUAUGUCAAAGGUCGGUUUGUAGGGUUGACUGGCAGAUACGUACACACUUUGGGAAACACAGAAACACAUAGCGCAUAUUUUGCAUCUGAAAGUUGGUUUGUUUACCUGAAGAAACAAUGUUCUAAUAUAGUAUACACUGUACACAAUGAAGACUAAGACCUUCACAAGUCUGUAGCAGUUUUACACCCAAAAACAAAAAAGAAAAUCUGUAACAAAUGCCAUUUUCUGAUGAUUUCGAAAGAGCAUUUAAACAUUGAUGUUUUGCAGAGCUUUAGAGACGGGGAACCCAUUUUUAUGUAUAAAGGUUUGUUUUGUACAGAAAUCCAAGCUGUGUUUCCAUAUUCAUUCAUUUACUAUCUAUAAUGUAG
Messenger RNA from Megalops cyprinoides (Indo-Pacific tarpon), 2556 nucleotides. RefSeq names its product Fli-1 proto-oncogene, ETS transcription factor-related sequence (gene fli1rs). The record is from RefSeq and is a predicted model, not a curated record. The transcript has 10 exons. Gene Ontology annotation, cellular component: nucleus. Gene Ontology annotation, biological process: cell differentiation; regulation of transcription by RNA polymerase II. NCBI's taxonomy places the organism in Eukaryota, Metazoa, Chordata, Actinopteri, Elopiformes, Megalopidae. Gene Ontology annotation, molecular function: sequence-specific DNA binding; DNA-binding transcription factor activity, RNA polymerase II-specific. Bases 417 to 1796 code for a protein of 459 amino acids.